Molecule: messenger RNA, 1044 nt
Organism: Trichophyton benhamiae CBS 112371
Lineage: Eukaryota; Fungi; Ascomycota; Eurotiomycetes; Onygenales; Arthrodermataceae
Exons: 1
Coding region: 1-1044 (347 amino acids)
Source: RefSeq, a predicted model, not a curated record
AUGGAAUAUAGAGACAGGCGAGAGAAACGCGGCUCAUCGCGAACUGAACGCAGUCGCUCUCCUGAACGGCGUCUCGUUCAGGAAAAAGACGGGGCUCAGCCAACACCCCGCUGUGCUUCUAAAGAGAACAAAAAACUUAUCUCGUCGAUCCUAAAGCGCAUUCCUAGCUGCUCGGAGGGGUUUCUUCUUCAAGGCACCGACGUUCCACCCCUGAAGGCCGAGGAAUGCCCUGGAUUCACAGGCGUAAAAAUACGCGUCUUGGAGAAAGACCCAUUGGAUGCAGCAGUAGAGCUGGCCAAUAAUACCCGCAGCGGAAGCGAUACCUCAAGUAAUGCAGUGUCGGCCGCAGGUGACACGCCAGCCACAAUCCCUGAUCAUGGUCGCACAUGCCUUCUCAACACGGCUAUCGCACAGCUGCCUAAGGAUGGUUGCGGUUUUGUCGAAAAGUUGAAGCAGGAGAAAUCACUCUAUGAAAGGAGCACUCUUUCUAAGACCCUGAAUGGAGAUAUCUACCCCGUCCCAAGGAAAACGGCUGUAUACUCGCCUUCUGUUGUCAUUUUUGGGGACAGCCAAAAGCUAACACACAAGCUAAAGUCCCUUGAAGACCCAGCUUCACUACCUUUGGUGAGCUUUAUCAGUACUCCUGCGAUUGUACACCCAAAUAUUAGAGCUGUGCGGACUUAUGUAGUCAAAGCCGACUGGAAGGGCGUAGUACGGCGGCUCCCUUCAUAUGAACAGCUGUACCAUUUCAAAUCUCACAGACGAGCCGUUAAAGAAAGCAUCAGACUUCUUCUGAGGAUCUCGGCAUCCAAGAAGCACAGGAGGAUUGUCGUAUCAGUUCUCGGCUUUGAUGAGUAUAUGCACCCCAAGGAAGACUCAGCCAAUUGCUGGGCAGAAGUAUUUGGAGAGCCGGAGUUUCAGGGAGGAUGGUGGACAGAUGUUGUCUUCGCUGUUCUUGACCCGCCGCCUCAUCCUGAAAGGAAUUACGGUCAGGGGCACAUCUACAUCAACAGGCUGGAAGGGCUUGCAGUUUCUCCUCCGUAA